This is a messenger RNA of Onychostoma macrolepis, 3458 nucleotides long. It is a transcript of the gene slc7a10a, whose product is annotated as solute carrier family 7 member 10a. The record is from RefSeq and is a predicted model, not a curated record. Lineage: Eukaryota; Metazoa; Chordata; Actinopteri; Cypriniformes; Cyprinidae. Gene Ontology annotation, cellular component: membrane. Gene Ontology annotation, molecular function: L-amino acid transmembrane transporter activity; neutral L-amino acid transmembrane transporter activity. The coding region runs from base 334 to 1869 and encodes 511 amino acids. The transcript is spliced from 11 exons. Gene Ontology annotation, biological process: D-alanine transmembrane transport; amino acid transmembrane transport; D-serine transmembrane transport.
AAGAACAUAAAAAUGUUACAUGUGAACUAACCAUUUACACUAUGUCACGGACCCACAUACAGGCAGUCACACAUUAACACCAAUACUCAACCCCAAUACAACUGGACACUGAAUGCUGUGAUAUUGAGGUGCUGCAGUGCCACACAGGUGUCUAGCUCUUUGUUCGCGUGUGGUGCAGGUGAGCACGUGCCAGCGCACAGCACAACCUGUUGAUCUCUACGGAGGCAGGCAGCAGGGGGUUCUGCGCAUGCGCGAGCGCCUUGCGUCCUGCAUCACCUCGCUAUAUGAGACCGGGCGCGGAUACAGAUGCAGUUUUCUUGAACAGCCGCACAAAUGGAUGGAACUGAAACGAACCGGAGAAACUGCGCGAAAACGGAGCAACAGAAGAUGUUAGACUCCGGAGGAAACCAAAGUGGAUCUAAGGACAGAGUGACUCUUAAAAAAGAAAUUGGUCUCUUGAGCGCGUGCGCCAUAAUUAUAGGCAACAUCAUUGGCUCAGGGAUCUUCAUCUCUCCAAAGGGGGUUCUAGAUCAUGCAGGCAGUGUGGGGUUCUCACUCAUUGUGUGGGUUCUAGGAGGAGGAAUCUGUGCCUUGGGAUCUCUUUGCUAUGCCGAAUUGGGCGUCACCAUCCCCAAAUCAGGUGGAGACUACUCAUACGUGACUGAGAUCUUCGGGGGACUGGUGGGAUUCUUGUUGCUGUGGAGUGCUGUGUUGAUCAUGUACCCAACAACUCUGGCUGUGAUUGCGCUCACCUUCUCCAACUAUGUGCUGCAGCCUGCCUUCCCUAACUGCCUGCCUCCAUACAUCGCCACCCGGCUCCUCUCAACCACCUGUGUCAUGUUCCUAACUUGGGUGAACUGCUCCAGUGUGCGCUGGGGGACACGGAUUCAGGAUAUUUUCACUGUGGGGAAACUGCUGGCCCUUGUCCUCAUCAUUGUAGUUGGAAUGAUCCAGAUUGCCAAAGGACACUAUGAUGCAUUGGAGCCCCAGACAGCGUUUGAGUUCAUAAAGGAUCCAUCAGUAGGGCACAUUGCUCUGGCCUUCCUGCAGGCCUCAUUUGCCUACAGUGGAUGGAACUUCCUGAACUACGUCACUGAAGAGGUGGUUGAGCCUCGCAAGAACCUUCCACGUGCAAUCUACAUCUCCAUCCCCCUGGUGACACUCGUCUAUACUCUCACCAACAUUGCGUACUUCUCCUCCAUGUCCCCUCAAGAGCUGCUGGAGUCUAACGCUGUCGCGGUGACAUUUGGAGAGAAGCUGCUAGGAGUGUUCUCCUGGGUGAUGCCCAUCUCUGUAGCUCUUUCCACCUUUGGGGGGAUCAAUGGAUACUUGUUUACAUCUUCUAGGUUGUGUUUCUCAGGCGCCAGAGAGGGUCACCUGCCCUACCUGCUGGCUAUGAUCCACCUUAAGAGCUGCACACCAAUCCCUGCCCUACUCGUUUGUUGUACGGCGACCAUAGUGAUCCUGUGCAUCGGGGACACGCAUAACCUCAUAAACUAUGUAUCAUUUAUAAACUACCUCUCAUAUGGAGUCACUAUAGCUGGGCUGCUGUACUACAGAUGGAAGAAACCCAAACUGGUCCGACCCAUCAAGGUAAACUUGUUGGUCCCUUGCAGCUAUCUAGUGUUCUGGGCAGUGUUACUGGGCUUCAGUCUGUACUCGGAGCCAGUGGUGUGUGGUAUGGGCCUGGUGAUCAUGCUCACUGGAGUCCCCAUCUACUUCAUUGGAGUGCAGUGGAAGAACAAACCACACUGCAUUUCCAGUGCAGUGGAGAGAGUCACCUAUCUGGGGCAGAGGUUGUGUUAUGUGGUCUUCCCUCAGGAUGAUCCUUCUGAAAUACAGCCUCUUACAGAGAAAUCAGAGCUGUGAGCGGACUCCUCGCACUCCUUUUUGGAAUAGCAAAGACCUGUUUUCCAUCCGUUCUCGAGUGUUUUCCUUGUCUGAUGCUGUGCGUGAGGAGAUGCUCUCCAGAAGCUCCUCUGAGACUCAGCCAUCACAGCAGAAGAAAAAGAAGUUGUAUGUUUUCUCGCUCAGACGUCACAUUUCUUAGUUGUAACUGUUCUCCCCUCGCAUACAUUUGAUCGGACAUCACCUUGUUAUUGAACGCACCCUCCUCCUGUCCUGUCGGAGAUGAAUUCCCUUGACCUCUUCAUGUUUUCUCUGGGAGUUGUUCAAUUUUUGAGAACUGUUGGUGUAUUCUUAUGUGCCUUACAGGAUCUCGCUCCGUUUUUGAGGUUUUUAUCUUUACUUUAAGUAGACUUUUUAUUAGUAAUCCCCCUGUAAAUGAGCAGAAGGGGACUUGUUGAAGCCCGUUUACCUCUUAACCCAGUCUGAAAUCUAAACUCCAUUUGUGAGUCUGAACUUUUUCACCUUGAGGGUUAGGCCUUGUCCUCUAGUCCUCCUAAUAAUUACUGACUCCCUCAAGCAAAAACGUAGUAACGUCUAGCUGCGCUCAAAAUGUCUAUGCAAGAAUAGUCUAGGCACUUUAAUUUACUUGCAAAUUUUUAGCUCUUAUUGCACGAUAAACUUAUUGCCUUGCUUCCUAAAUAAGCAACAAUCUCCUGCCACUGUUUAACGGAGGCUCUGCCCCAGCACUUAUUAGCACUGCCAAUCUCUUAACCUUAUGCUAAUGAUAAGAACCAUGGGAAGUUCAUUCUUCUCGGAAUAAUGUUAUUUACAUAAAAGGUGCUUUACAUAAAAAAACAAAAUCCUCUUAGCCAGACACUUUCAACUGUUGUCCAAAAAGAAGAUGAAUGCCUUUAGAUAACCAUGGCAUUUGUCUAUUUUGACUGGGAUGCAUUUAUUCUGGGCACUGACCAUGGACAUUCCACUGAGCUAUGCAACAGCGAUAAUAUCCAUUUCUUCGUUUUAAACUGACCACCAAACCCCCAAAGUCCGUCAAACAGAUUUUGAGAGUUUGGAUCUGAAGGAGUUGUGAUUAGCGAUUUUGCACUUGAACGUCACUCGAGCGCCCUCUUCUGGUUAGAUCUUUCUUGACGCCCGAUCACAACCUUUAUGAACACCCCAGUGCUCUUCUCUUUCCAUGGGUCCAGCUCAGUGUCUCUCACUGAGGUCCAUCAGACUAGCAGUGUUCAUGCUCACAUGGCCCACAGCGGCACGGUACAUUGAAAUUCACAGCACAGUGAAAUCGUAAUGUAAAUAUUGCUUCACGUUUCAAAUAUAUCAGGGAUUCAUUGUGAGAUCGCAUUCCUGACAUUAGUGAAGUGUUAGGCGUAUGUAUUAAUUAUACAUAUGCUCCAUAUUGUAUGCACUAUAGAUAUGUAUGCUGAUGUACUUGUGUUUUGUAAAAAAAAACAAAAAAAACAAUGUUAAAAGGUGUUUAUCAAUAACAAUAUUAGCACAUUAAAUUUAAUUCUGGAAAAGGUCGCAAAUAAUUGUGUGUUACUAUGUGUGUGUUUGAGUAAAGACAUGAGGCUACAUUUGUCGGCCACAUAUGU